Molecule: messenger RNA, 390 nt
Organism: Camellia sinensis
Lineage: Eukaryota; Viridiplantae; Streptophyta; Magnoliopsida; Ericales; Theaceae
Source: RefSeq, a predicted model, not a curated record
AUGGAGAUCUCACUCGGCGUUCCAUAUUCUCAUCGCUAUGACGUGAGGUGCGAGCGGAGGCGACAGGAGUCCUUCUUGUUUUUCCUCAGAUACUUCGACACUAUCACAGCCACAGAGAUACUGGCCGCAGGGGGUGCUCCAGCAGGACCUUCAAUGCCUGCCAGAGCAGUUGGGGGAGCCAGGCGGGAGAUGACUAUCCAUAGCCGAGGCAAACAGAGGCGAGCUCGUGCUGCGAGUAGUUCACGGGAGCCUUCCCCUGAUGAUGAUGAGUCCGAUGUGGAGGCAGAGUCCUCCCAGGGUGAGGCCGGAGAUGACUCAGACAGCGGAGGUGACGGCGGCGAUCCUGGACCUUCGUCCAGGAAGAGGACGAGGAUGGACUCCCGUAUUUGA